GAACAACAAUCGAGAAAAUCAAGUAAAAGCACAAACAUCAAACAAACAUUACUAGAAUAAAAAGAGUGAUAUCACAGUGUAUGCAGUGUAGGUGCAAGUAACGAUACCAGGCAAAGGAAAUUGUGGUAGUAAACUAUUUAUUUUUAUUGCGUCGCGAUACGUAUUCUGUAAUACACGGGUCAAUAAUAAGUUUUAAUUCUCUAAAGAAAUUAAUUGCGUUUACAUCAUGCUUUCUCGAAUGUGCCUCGUACGUUCGACUUUAAACGUACAACAGACUUUAAGGACACCCAUACAACAGAAUUUUUUGCCAAAAAAUUAUGUAGUCCGGAACUACGCUCGGGAUCCACGCUCCCGUGUUGCAACCAGAACACAACCCACACUUUGGGAAAGAUUAAUGGCACCAGCUGGUCCAAAUGCCUUCAGCUUAGGAAAGGGAGCACUAGCAGGAGCAUCUGCAGUGGGACUUGGUGCCCUUUGCUAUUAUGGAUCAGGAGUCAAACCUGGCACAUUGCAGGAGGCACACCUCUGGCCUCAAUAUGUUAAAGAUCGCAUUAAAGCAACAUAUGGUUAUAUUGCGGGUUCCCUUGUACUGACUGCAGGAAGUGCAAUCACAGUUUUCAGAACACCUGCUCUACUAAAUUUAGUGGCACGUAAUGGAUGGAUGUCAAUCAUCUUAACACUUGGCCUUAUGAUUGGGUCAGGCAUGGUAGUGAGAAACAUGGAAUACAAACCAGGUUUUGGAGCAAAACAGCUGGCUUGGAUAGUACAUACUGGCAUUAUGGGUGCUGUUAUUGCACCCAUUUGUUUCCUUGGCGGUCCCAUUUUAAUGCGAGCUGCAUGGUACACAGCUGGUGUUGUAGGGGGUUUAAGCACAAUUGCCAUUUGUGCUCCAUCGGGUGAAUUCUUAAACAUGCGAGCUCCAUUAGCAAUGGGUCUGGGUGCUGUUUUCGCUGCUUCGCUUGCAGGCAUGUUUCUACCUCCUACUACUGCCCUGGGAGCAGGAUUAUAUUCAUUAAGCUUGUAUGGUGGGCUGAUAGUAUUUGGUGGUUUCCUGUUGUAUGAUACACAAGCAAUAAUCAAGCGAGCAGAAAUGCAUCCUACUUAUGCAUUACAGCCCUAUGACCCAAUAAAUUCGGCCAUUUCAGUAUACUUGGACGUCCUGAACAUCUUUAUGAGGAUUGCUAUGAUCCUAUCAGGCUCUGGAGGGAACAGGAGGAAGUAAACUAUUUCUUCCAACUACUUCAUAGAAUGAAGAAUCUUAUUUGCCAUGACUACGAUUUAUUCCCUUACUGCUUUAUGCCGAUAUACUGAAUGAAUGGCAUCACAUGAUUGAGCUACCAAAUUUUAAUUUCAAAUGUGAUAGGUAUUAUGUUGUUAUAUUUAGCUUUCGUUAAGUUAACUUAUGUUGUAAUUCAUCAAGGUGUAAGAUACAGUAAAUUAACUAGUAAAUGUUAGAUACAUAC
Messenger RNA from Parnassius mnemosyne (clouded apollo), 1463 nucleotides. NCBI's taxonomy places the organism in Eukaryota, Metazoa, Arthropoda, Insecta, Lepidoptera, Papilionidae. The record is from the annotation of a GenBank genome assembly.